UGUGGUAAACUCAGCCGAACGCCUGAAACGGGUUGGCUUUUUUUUUUUUUUUUUUUUUUUAGUGUGUUUAAUAUGAAAGUUUGCGUUCCUGUGCUUUCUAGGCACAUGUGCGCGUUGCCCUGGUUAUGGGCAGGGAAAAUGGGUUUGAGUGCUGUCGUUGCAUUCCUCUGGUACAUUUUUAGUAUCUCCCUCAAGCAGAAGGCUUGUAUAAUCGCGUGUGUCUAUAUAUGCGACAGAGGCUUUCGGUGUACCUGGUGAUGGGUUAACUCGUGUAUGCUGUUGCCGCACCAGCUGGAAGAGGAAUAACGUCUUUUUCCUUUCAAAAAUCUCCUAAGAGCUAGUUGCUAAAACUAGGUAGCUGCCAGAGUAGGUGAAAUGUUCCCACCGCUUGCCUAGUGAAAGAAUGUAUGUCGUUCAGAUGUAAAAUAUACGUGAGUGAACUUUGUGCUGCUACUUAGACCCUUCCAGGACUUCAGGGUGGCCAACCUGUUACCUUUUAUUUAACUGUGAGAUAGAAAAUACUUGUGAUUUGUGUAUUACAGAAGUGCUAAUGGAUCUCAGCUGAAGAAUAAUUGUUAGACUACAGCAUGCAGAUACAUUUUCUCACCCAUGGGGCAUUUCUCUUGCCCUGAGCUAAACUCUGCAUUGAAUGACCCUGUGUGGACAGUAAUGACCGCACGUUUCCGAUUGCCUGCUGGCAGAACCUACAAUGUACGAGCAUCUGAGCUGGCACGAGACAGGCAGCAUACGGAGGUGGUCUGCAACAUUCUUCUCCUGGAUAACACUGUACAAGCUUUCAGAGUUAAUAAACAUGAUCAGGGACAAGUUCUAUUGGAUGUAGUCUUCAAGCAUCUUGAUUUGACAGAGAGAGAUUACUUUGGUUUACAGUUGGCUGAUGAAUCUACUGAUAACCCUAGGUGGUUGGAUGCAAACAAACCAAUCAGGAAACAAUUAAAAAGAGGAUCUCCUCACAGUUUGAACUUCAGAGUUAAGUUUUUUGUAACUGACCCAAACAAGCUCCAAGAAGAAUAUACAAGGUACCAGUAUUUUUUGCAAAUUAAACAGGACAUUCUUACUGGAAGAUUGCCCUGUCCUUAUAAUACUGCUGCUCUUUUGGCUUCCUAUGCUGUUCAAUCCGAGCUGGGAGACUACAACCAUUCAGAAAACUUGCCAGGCUACCUCUCAGACUAUUCUUUCAUCCCUAGCCAGCCUCAAGACUUUGAAAAAGAAAUAGCAAAAUUACAUCAGCAGCACAUAGGGUUGUCUCCUGCAGAAGCAGAGUUCAAUUAUCUCAAUACAGCACGUACCUUAGAACUUUAUGGAGUUGAGUUGCACUAUGCAAGGGAUCAGAGUAACAAUGAAAUAAUGAUUGGAGUGAUGUCAGGUGGAAUACUGAUUUUUAAGAACAGAGUACGAAUUAACACCUUUCAGUGGUUGAAGAUUGUAAAAAUUUCUUUUAAGUGCAAACAGUUUUUUAUUCAACUUAGGAAAGAAUUGCAUGAAUCUAGAGAAACAUUACUGGGAUUCAAUAUGGUGAAUUACCGAGCAUGUAAGAAUCUGUGGAAAGCUUGUGUUGAACAUCACACGUUCUUCCGUUUGGACAGACCGCUCCCCCCUCAGAAGAACUUUUUUGCACAUUAUUUCACUUUGGGUUCCAAGUUCCGGUACUGUGGGAGAACAGAGGUCCAGUCUGUUCAGUAUGGUAAAGAAAGAGCAAACAAAGACAGAGUAUUUGCAAGAAUUCAGAAUAGCCUUCAAACUGUGGUUUGUUGUGACAGAUCCCCCAGUAAACCCUUGGCACGGAAAUUAAUGAGUGGGAUGGACUGGGAAGUAGUGAGUAGGAACUCACUGUCUGAUGAUAGGUUGGAAACACAGAGCCUGCCAUCACGGUCUCCACCUGGAACCCCAAAUCAUCGCAACUCUGCCUUCACUCAAGAAGGAGCCCGGUUACGACCCUCAUCAGUUGGACAUUUAGUGGACCAUGUAGUUCACACUUCCCCAAGUGAAGUAUUUGUAAAUCACAGAUCUCCAUCUUCCACCCAGGCUAAUAGCAUCAUAUUGGAAUCAUCACCAUCUCAAGAGACUCCUAUAGAUGGGCAGCCUCCUGCAUUACCACCCAAACAAUUUAAAAAGAACAGUUGGAACCAAAUUCAUCAUUCACACUCACAGCAAGAACUGGAGAACCAUAUUAAUGAAACAUUUGAUGUUCCUGCAUCACCUGAAAAAUCCACACCCAAUGGUGGUGUCCCCCAUGACAAUCUUGUUAUGAUCAGAAUGAAACCAGAUGAAAACGGAAGGUUUGGAUUCAAUGUAAAGGGUGGAUACGAUCAGAAGAUGCCAGUAAUAGUGUCCAGGGUAGCUCCAGGAACACCUGCUGAUCUCUGUGUCCCUCGUUUGAAUGAAGGGGACCAGGUUGUACUGAUUAAUGGCAGGGAUAUAGCAGAACAUACCCAUGAUCAAGUUGUUAUGUUUAUUAAAGCUAGCUGUGAGAGACACUCAGGGGAACUUGUGCUCCUAGUUCGACCCAAUGCUGUCUAUGAUGUUGUGGAAGAGAAGCUGGAGAGCGAGCCUGACUUCCAGUACAUCCCUGAGAAAUCUCCGCUUGAUGGUGUCCAUCAAGAUGAUAAUGCUCUGAGGGAAUCCAUGAUUCAGCUAGCAGAGGGGCUUAUCACUGGAACUGUUUUGGCUCAGUUUGAUCAAUUGUAUAGGAAAAAGCCUGGAAUGACAAUGUCUUGUGCCAGAUUACCUCAAAACAUUUCCAAAAAUAGAUACAGAGACAUUUCGCCUUAUGAUGCUACACGGGUUAUUUUAAAAAGUAAUGAAGAUUACAUCAAUGCAAAUUAUAUAAAUAUGGAAAUCCCUUCUUCCACAAUAAUAAACCAGUACAUUGCUUGUCAAGGUCCAUUACCGAACACUUGUCCUGAUUUUUGGCAGAUGACUUGGGAACAAGGCUCAUCUAUGGUUGUAAUGUUAACGACUCAAGUUGAACGGGGCAGAGUUAAAUGCCAUCAGUACUGGCCAGAGCCAUCAGGAAGCUCAUCAUAUGGGAAUUUCCAGAUUACCUGCCACUCAGAAGAAGGAAAUCCUGCUUAUGUCUUUCGAGAAAUGACAUUGACUAAUCUGGAGAAAGAGGAAAGCCGCCAACUAACCCAAAUCCAGUAUAUAGCAUGGCCUGAUCAUGGGGUUCCUGAUGAUUCCAGCGAUUUCCUAGAUUUUGUGUGUCUUGUGCGAAAGAAGAGGGCUGGCAGAGAAGAACCUGUUGUUGUUCAUUGCAGUGCUGGAAUUGGACGGACAGGAGUUCUUAUCACUAUGGAGACAGCUAUGUGUCUCAUUGAGUGCAAUCAGCCUGUUUAUCCAUUAGAUAUUGUAAGAACCAUGAGAGAUCAAAGAGCCAUGAUGAUCCAAACACCUAGUCAAUACAGAUUUGUAUGUGAAGCUAUUUUGAAGGUAUAUGAAGAAGGAUUUAUUAAACCUUUACAAGCAUCACUGCAUAAGUAAAGAGCAAAAAACCUAGGAUAUCAAUUGAGGAAUCCUGUCCUCUAUAAUGAACUGGCAGCAUUCUUUGUGCCGUAAUACUGCUUGCAGGAAAUGAUAGUGAAGUACAGCAAAGAAUUGACAAAGGACUUUGAAAACUUCAGCACUGUUGCACUUUACGUUGAAACAAAAUCAGUCUCUGAAACUCUUCUAACCUUCAUCCAUUUGAAGACUUUAUUUUCAUGCUUUGCUCCAAACAAACCAUAAACUGAAAGAACUAAUUGUGUUCAGGGUAAUCUACGAUAUUUCAUGGUAGUGCCAUAUACUGCGCUUCUGGUUGAAUUGCUACAAACAAGGCUUGGAAUUAUUUCACUCUGUUAUACACCCAUGUCUCUUAAAAUGAAAAACAAAUGAAAAAAUACACUAAGCCAUGGUCUUUUUCCAGUGCUAGGUUUAUUUACUAUGUACAGACUCUCACUGUUUUGUUUUUUACAACAUUAGCAAUAUUGCCGAUAAUAGAUAGAUACACACUGCCUACUGAUGCAGCACACUUUGUCCUACACCCUUACUAGAGACCAGCUGGUUGUUAGAGGAAAGCUGGCGUCUGUGUUAACCCAGCAGUAGCUGCAUAGUGCCCACUUACCAGCAUCUUGUACAAAAUAAUAACAAUAAAAAAUUAAAAAAAAAAAAAUAAACAGCAUUUCUUUGACACAGCUUGUGUGUCAUACACUGGUGUAUUCUGAUUCGUGUGACUUAAGAUUACGUGAUGGGAACUAGUGCAUGCAUUAUGUCUUAACCCCUUAAGUGCCUUGAGACUUACAGCGUACAUCCAGUGAAAGGCACUCAUGAUUCUGUGGGGGUGGUAUUGUCCUAUCAUAUUUAUCUUAACGGGUUCAGAUUUUAAAAACGGCCCUUGGUGCUUGGAAUGUGUUACCGCAAGGGGUCAUGGAAAUACCAUUCCCUCUUUCCUUAUACAAGUACCUGCGUGCUACUCCCGGUAGCAAAAGCACCUCUGCCAACUUAAUGAAUGAGCAUUGUAUGCUGCUGUGUUGUAAUUAUGUGAAAAAUCUGACACAUUCCUUCAUUCCUUCCAACUAGUAACUUACUAGCAGCUUACUAUGAAAUGCUGGUAGGUCAUUAGAAGCUGAUACUUUGUUUUAUCCUUUUAUUGACAAUAGCUGUCUUACUUGAUUAGAACAUUAACUCUUUAAUAGCACUGAUAAUGAAGUUGAACUUACAGUCAGAUGUGAUUUAAUUCCAUUAUCUGCUAACAAAUUACUUUUUAAGUCCUCAUAGUUGAUUUCAAGCCAUGUUCGUACAGGUCUGCCUUUUUUUUUUUAUUUUUGUUUGGGUGGGGGAAAGGGAGAAGAACAGUAUGAAGUUGUCCCAGAACUUUAUUUUAAUUCCAUGAUGACUCCAGUCACCUUCUGUUUUGCUUGUGCAAAAAUUGUUCCAGUUGGUAUGGGUUGCUUCUUAUUUAAGUAGGUAGAAGAUUUGUAGGAAAUGUCUGUCUGAUACAGUAUCUGAGCUCAUUCUAAAGAUACAUAAAUGUCCCAGUUUUUUAAUAUUUUUCCAGUAUAGGAGAAACCAAGUCAGAAGUAAGAUAUCCAGUGUAAUAUACUGUAAGAAAAAAAAUCAGUCACUUCUUUGACUGCCCUGUGACAACAUAACUUUGUGCCCUCUAUUUAAAAGUUUUAAUUUAUUGUAUUGGUUUCCUGAAAACGUUUAUCCAGUAAAUUUUGUUGUAAGCUAUAUAGAGCAUAGAAUUAAAAUGGAAAGUUCUACGCUAAAUAAUUUUUAACUAUUGAAGAAUUAUAUUAUAUAAUAUACUGUGUUCUAUGGACAUUUGAAAGAGAUCAGCUAUGAACUAUUAAGUGAAAAGGGAUUCAGGCAAAGUGAAAUCCUGGCUUGUGACUUAGUAAUAAACGUGAACCACAAUGCCAAAUGGAAGAUAGAGUUUUAAAUAUUUUUAGAAAGCAAAAUAAUAUUAGGUGGCCUGUGGCCCUGUUACUUAUAUUUCUAGAUUUGAUGUUUAAAUCAAUAUUAUCCCUCAGUGAAAAAUGAAUCUUACAAGAAUCUCUGAAUCUGAUAAACUGAAAAAAGAGUAAUAAGGUAGCUUUAAUCUCAGUUUUAUUUUAAGCCAUUUGCAACAAGAAAAUUCUUCCUUAGGAAAGUAUAAGCUUUAACUUACAUGUGAGACGAGAUUAUUAGCUGAGAUGCUGGCUAGUUGGAAGGUUAUUUUAAACUCAGCACUUAAUGUCUAAAAAUUAAAAUAAUUCAUCCAUUAUAUUGAAAUAAAUUUUCUUCGUAGCCAACUUGUAAAUGAAAAUAGCAUUUACCCUUUUUUUCUGAGGGAAAUCAGAAAUGGGGUUUAUAACAACAUUAUAUAGUGUUGGUAUGUCAUAUAUUUAAAUAUUCUUAUGUAAAGUUGCCAAAGCAGUUUGAGUUCAAAAGACCCAUUUAUACCACAAUUAAGUGUGGGAUAUUUAUUGGUCAUCUGUCAUUACUGUUUUGAUUACAAACACAGGCAAGAAUAAUAGGUCUCUUCAAAAUCUUCCUCUGCACUGACUUAAGCUGAUUUAUAUUGUAUUAACUAGUUGCACUGGGAAAAAAAAUGGAACAAAGUAACUAUUCUUAGAAAAUUGGCCAUCAGCAACUCAGUGGCUUUUUGGCUUCUCCAAAGCCAGGAUAGUGGUAACCAAAAACUGAUUGGGAAGGAGAAUAGGAGAAUAGCAUUGAAGCCUUUCUGCACCGUAAGUCAUUCGUUCCAAUGUUUCUACCUGUUGUGGUAUAAAUGGCCUUUAAAAUAUUUUUAUAUGGCCAAAAAAAAGCAAAACUGCUAAAUAUUUUACUUUGGGUUAUGAAGAUCUGUAUCAUCCUUAAGACUUUUUUAAAGAAGUUUUUGUAUGUUUCAUGCUGUACAAAACAUGAAUGUAUCUUUCGGACAUAAUGACCUAUAGACCUAUACAUGAUUGGUGUUAUGACUGUUGGAUUUUAUGAAUAAUUAUUUUCAUACCAUUUGAUUAGGAAAAACGUUGGGUGGGUGUGGGAAGGAGUAUGUUUGUAACACUUCCAUGAUACAAAUCCAGUUUAAAAAAAAAAAAAAAGUUUUCAUUGUAAAUAAGAGCAAUAUUAUGACAAUUUUGUGCCAAUGUAUAAUGUUAAGACUUGUGUUUUCCUUUUAGGUUCAGAUUGAAAACUACCACUACCAUCUCUUUUUUUAAAGUGGAUUUGAAGGGGGUUUUUCAGUAGAAAGACACGGGGCUCUAGCAGGGGCUUUGAGUGUUUUGGGGGCAUUUUUUACUUUUGCUAAAUAUGAAAUAAGAUGCAGGUAUUGUUUUAAUAAACUACCUACAGAUUGUCAGCCAAUCCACUUUGAGAAAUACUGCUUUAGAUAUAUCAGGUAACUGAGAGCUGAAGAAUUCAUUUAUCCUGAAUUUGGAAGCAUUUGGUAUUUUAAAUAACUUGCAAAUCUUAAGCAGUAAAAUACUGCUUUUAUGCAUUUCAUUUUUAUAUUUUCUCUCCCAGUUAUGAAAAAGAGAAAGCCUGAUUUUUUUUUUUCUCACUACAUUUAAUGCUCGCUGACAGUUCUUCCACAUUUCUCUGUUAAAUCUUAAAAGCUUAUGUCCCAUAUAGAUAAAGCAAUAACACUUCUUCUAGAAUAUCUGAUUACAGUCUGGCACACCAUCUAUUAGAGAAAGGGUGAGAAAGCAGUUGGGAGAUUAAGGAACAUGAGGAGUUUGUUAUGGAACCCGUGUAGCCGUCAACUUCCCAUGGAGACCUUCCAAAAAAGCUUCGUGCUACCCGUGGAAGGGCCAAAAUGCAGUGGACCUGCUGUGGUUGCACUGCCCAGGGAGACGGGAAGUAGGGGAAGUCUGGCAUACAGAUGCUGGAGCCCCAGGUAUGCUGUGGAGCUGAAUUAUGUGACAUUUUUAUGCUUCUGCAGUGUGUGUGCAGGUGUGUGGGCGAUGUUUGAUGGCUCAGGGAAUUAGCAUGAGCAUGAAAAACUCUACAGAUCCACCAAUUUCCAAGUGAAAGCAGGUUGUCCAGUAUGUAUGCUGUAGUUUUGACUGUAGAGCUACUCUGCAGGCAAUCUUCAAGACCCUCAGCCCUGAGGUUAAAGGGAGGGAUUGGGUUAUGGUCCAAAUUAAAGUUUUGCAGAUUUGGACUUCCACAAAGUACAGGAAUGGUGCCCUCUAAUGUCACUUGUAGUCUUUCUGUAGCUCAAAUCUUAGGUCCCUGGUUGGCUGGGUGUAUUUGCUAAUUUAAGUACCCACCUUUUGUCUUGAGACUGGAAAAGCCCUUUUCCUUUGCUACUUUUAGUGCUAGGAUCCAAUAUCAAAAUCUGGUAAAAACAUAUUCAUUGAUUAGACGUGGAUCUUGCAUGAAAUUGCAGGGAUUAUAAUUAGUGGUGAUUGGGAAGCUGUUGUAAGGAGAAAAUGGUUUGUUUGUUUCAGUGUAACUGUUCUGUCCAGUCUCUGUUAUCCCACUGCAGUUAUAAAUGGAAACUGAUUUUUUUUUUUUUUUUUUUGGUUUAGCAGUCUGCAAAGGAGGCCAGUUUGUUAUCACUGGAUUUUACCUCUGUGCUGGUUGCUACCACGACUGUGCAUCUUUUCAGUUUGUAGGGCUUCUCCAGCUACAGGUUUUUAACUGGUACAUAAGCUGUAAACUCCGGCUGUUGGCUUUGGCAUGUUUUGCUUGUUGAGAGCUCAAUUGUCAAAAUUUGAGUUAAAUCACUUUUUUAAAAAAAUGCGAAAUUUUCAAUUAAAAAAAAUUUGGACUUUUUGAUUUCUUUGAACCAGUAGCCUCAUUUAAAAAAAAAAAAAAGCCAGUAAAAUAUCUAUCAUUCUAGUCUGCUAUAGCAUGAACUAUGGUUUCACAGACUGGCUGACAGUUUGUUGGUUGUGUUAUUUCGUAUUUAGCAAGCUUACACAUUUUAAAGGAUAGGUUUUUUUCAAAGUGUUUUGAUGUUUGAAUAGUAGCACUUUAUCUCAUGCUUACUACUGACUGAACUAUUGGGCAAAAUAAAUGGGGUUUGGAGAGAGAUGCUUAAUGGGUUUCUGUACAGAGAUGAUUCAGAUUACACCCUGGUACAAAUGCUUUCUAUUGUUCCAACCAUUUCUGGUUUAUUGUUCAUGUGUUUCUGAGGGACUUGCAGAAAAUAGAUAUUAAUAAGAUAUUAAUAAUUCUAUCAUCUCAAUUUUCCUGUCUUAAAAAGAAUACAAAGCUUGCAUUUGAAAAAAAAAAAAGAAAAAAAAAGGUGCAAAUAGAAACUACAGGGUACUUGUAAAUUUAUCUCUGUGAUCUCUCUCGGCUAGCUGCAAAUUAGCUAUGUUUACUGUAAAUGUUUCUGCUAAGCAUUAAUUUUAACAUUAGAUCAAUUACCUGGAAAUCAGUAUUUUUUUUUUUACUUAACUUAUUUGAAUUUUGAUAACUAAAGAUAAUGCACAGCAAAGUUUAAAGAAGUUGUCACCCUUUUACUCCUAGGCCAGGGGCCUAAGACAUGAGUGAAAGGGUAAAACAGUUUACAUUAAGCUGUUGUUUUCUUUAACUAGAAUAUAUCCACAAAGACUAGACUGUAAACGAUCCAGUGCAAUUAUCUCAGUACAUUGGGGCACCACAGUAACAACCCAUAAUAAUCUUGCAGGAAAAUUAAGGUAAGAAAAUGAAGGUUUUAUUUUAUCCAGUGUAUCCAGAUUUGUUUUCCAUUUGGUUUGGUUCAUUUACCAGUGAUCCCAUUUUAACCAGUCAAUUUGGCAGGGCUGUUUGUGUAAGGUGUGGGCUUUUUUCUGUAACAGGUGCUAUACUAUAUGUAAAUACAAAGGGAAGAACUUUUAGAUCAUUAUUAACAAUCAGAUGGUGGCAAUAUUUUUUGCUAGUUACUACUGGUAAUUAAUUUGCAUUUCCAGCCGUGGCUUUCUGUUGUCAAAUUUUGUCUCAGUUUCAUACUGCUGAGUGAUGGACUGCAAGUGUGAAGUAAAUCAUCUCAGAGUUGAAUAGCUCUUUUGUUGUUUAGAUUAACUCUUGUUUAUCUUUAUUAAUGUUGAGGGGGGUGGGAAGGUUCUUCUCAUAAGUAGACUUUUGCCUAUAAAUUUAUUUAAAAGCACAUGAGGGGGAGAAAAACAAACAAACAAACAAACAAACAAAACCUAAAUGCAACAUCUUGGCUAAAGAGCCAGGGUGGUUGAUUGAAAAUGAUGGAAACUUGAAAUUGGUCAACACUGGACAAUAUGAAGAUAAAUUCAGCUUUUGUCACUGCAGCUACUGUAUGCUUUAAAGGGCCUUAUGUAUUUGUCCUCAUUUUGAUAAAAUGAAAUUUCUUGCCAUUAAAAUGAUACACUAACUUCUACCGAAAACCAGCAGUUCCCAGGAUAAAUAUGCUAAUUAACAUUUAACAAGUCUUGUUUUAGUCUUAAGUAAAAUUUCUUUCUAUUAUGUGAAAAAAUGCUGUUAUGCAUAUUUUGUGGAUAUAUUUAAUUUGAGUUGACAAAUAGUUGUCUAGGUACAGACUUGAAAAUAUAUAUAGUUUACUUGUGGAUCUUAAUUGUUUAAUUGCAAAAUAAAGAUGUGCUUUAGUAAUUUAA
This is a messenger RNA of Aquila chrysaetos chrysaetos, 10058 nucleotides long. RefSeq names its product protein tyrosine phosphatase non-receptor type 4 (gene PTPN4). Gene Ontology annotation, cellular component: cytoskeleton; cytoplasm; cytoplasmic side of plasma membrane. Gene Ontology annotation, biological process: protein dephosphorylation. The record is from RefSeq and is a predicted model, not a curated record. Gene Ontology annotation, molecular function: protein tyrosine phosphatase activity; cytoskeletal protein binding. The coding region runs from base 610 to 3498 and encodes 962 amino acids. The transcript has 28 exons. Lineage: Eukaryota; Metazoa; Chordata; Aves; Accipitriformes; Accipitridae.